CUGCAUAAAGUUUCCACCACAACAAAAGAACACCUUUAUUAAACCAAGUUCAAUGGUACGAUGGUCGAUGACACACAAAAAUGUCAACCGACUGGUGUAUAAAUAAAAGAAGAGGUUCGAUUUGAAUAUCAGAUUUACCUAAGAGGUGGUGUCCAAAGAACCUUUCAGUCAAGGUGCACGGUUACUUGAACAAAAGUUUACCGUUUGGAUAUUGUUCAAAUCGCGGUUAAGGAACAUACCAUCCGGUUUGCUUUUAUUCCGUAGACAUGAAGUGGAUUCUGGGGCCACUUUUUCUGUUCAUCACCUUGCAAAUUACUGAUGCGGACAAAUCACGAGUAGUUUGUUAUUAUGGCACGUGGGCCAUAUACAGACCUGAUAUCGGCAGUUAUGGCAUAAAUGACAUUCCUGCAAACUUAUGUACUCACAUAAUUUACUCAUUUAUUGGAGUUGACGACAAAUCAUGGGAAGUACUACUCAUUGACCCAGAGUUUGACAUCCAUCAAAACGGCUUCAAAAAUUUUACUGAUUUAAAGAAAACCAAUCCAGACGUUAAAUUGCAAGUAGCGGUGGGUGGAUGGGCUGAGGGUGGAGAAAAGUAUUCCGCUAUGGUUUCCCAGAAGUCGCGACGGGACAGUUUUAUUAGGAGCGUAGUUGAACUGAUGAAAAAAUUCAAGUUCGAUGGUUUCGAUUUGGAUUGGGAAUACCCCGGGGCAUCCGAUCGCGGCGGAAAGUUCUCAGAUAAAGACGUUUUCCUCUACUUUGUACAAGAACUCAGAAGAGCCUUCGAUAAAGAGAACCAGGGUUGGGAAAUAACAAUGGCAGUUCCGGUAGCCAAAUUUCGAUUGGACGAAGGUUACCACGUUCCCGAAUUAUGCGAAACGUUGGACGCUAUUCAUGCAAUGACGUACGACUUGCGAGGCAAUUGGGCAGGAUUUGCAGACACCCACAGUGCCCUCUACAAAAGACCACACGACCAAUGGGCUUACGAAAAACUAAACGUAAAUGACGGAUUAUUGUUAUGGGUUAAUUAUGGCUGUUCACCCAAGAAGCUCAUUGUCGGAGUUCCGUUUUACGGAAGAAGUUUUACUUUAAGUAAUAGCAACAAUAAUUACAAUUUGGGCACGUAUAUUAACAAAGAAGCUGGUGGAGGUGAUCCCGGACCAUAUACAAAUGCUACUGGGAUGUUAGCGUACUAUGAGAUCUGUUUGGAUGUGGACAAUAAGGAGAGCGGCUGGGUCAAAAAAUGGGACGAACAAGGAAUGGUACCAUACGCUUAUAAAGGAACGCAAUGGGUUGGUUACGAAGACCCACAAAGCGUUCAAAUUAAAAUGGAUUUUAUUAAAUCAAACGGUUACGGUGGCGCAAUGGUAUGGGCUAUCGAUCUUGACGAUUUCCGAGGAGUUUGCGGCCCGAAAAAUGUUUUGCUUCAUAUACUGCACGCCAACAUGAAAAGCUACGAAGUUCCCGAACCGAAAAUUACUACUACACCAAGGCCGGAAUGGGCCAGACCACCCAGCACACCAUCUGAAAGUGGAUCUGCGUCUCUUCCCACGACGUCGAAGCCAGGUCAGUGGAUCCCUGAGGUUUCUACGAAACCAGCAACAACCGAAAAACCUUCUUCGAUUUUAACAUCAACAUCGCAUCCAGUUCCAUCGGGUAUUUCAGAAUCUUCUCCUACUAGUGCUAUACCAUCAAACGAAGUAGAUUAUCCAGUUGGUUGCAAAGAUGAUUUUAUGCCCCACAAACAGUGUAAUAAGUAUUAUCGUUGUGAUCACGGUACACCAAAAGAGUUCGAUUGCGAGCUCGGAACGGUUUAUCACACCGUCAGCCAUAUUUGCGAUUGGCCUGCCAAUGCGGACCGGAAAGAAUGUAAAAAAGUCUGAUCUAUAGUAGUACUAGUAGUAGUAGAUUUUUAGUCAGUUUGUAGUGUAAGUUUUUUUUUAUUUUUGUACGCUUGUACUGCUUAUUUGCAGUGAAUUUCGACAUGUCGACAUUAAAAAAUAUAUAAAAAGAA
Molecule: messenger RNA, 2014 nt
Organism: Cylas formicarius (sweet potato weevil)
Lineage: Eukaryota; Metazoa; Arthropoda; Insecta; Coleoptera; Brentidae
Gene: Cht5
Product: endochitinase
Exons: 11
Coding region: 267-1883 (538 amino acids)
Biological process (GO): chitin catabolic process; carbohydrate metabolic process
Cellular component (GO): extracellular region
Molecular function (GO): chitin binding; chitinase activity
Source: RefSeq, a predicted model, not a curated record